AUUUAUUCUCUUCUAUGCUUAUCACUUUUAUUUGUAUUUAUUCAUCUACAAUCACAUUUUUAUUUAAUUUUAUAUUUAUUGUAUAUAGAAAGUUGAACUUGAAGUACUUAAUGAGACUCGCUCAGUACAUGCUCAGUCAUUGACGAAUAAAGAAUGAGUCUUGUUUUGUUGAUUAAACUAAAGUUUUGGGUUUUUAUAUAAGAAUGUCAAGAGAAAGUCGUGUUUUGUCUAUCCAAAGUCAUGUUGUGCAUGGCUAUUGUGGUAAUAAAUCUGCUGUUUUUCCAUUGCAGGUGCUUGGAAUUGAUGUUGAUUUCAUUAAUAGUGUCCAAUUGUCAAAUCAUACUGGAUAUACGACGAUUAAAGGACAAAUAUUAAAUGAAAAUGAUCUUAAGGAAUUAUUUGAUGGACUUAAAGCUAAUAAUUUGGAUACGAUCUACACACAUCUAUUGACUGGAUAUGUCAGCAACGAUGAAUUUUUGAGGGAAAUUGCAAAAAUCAUUAAAGCACUCAGAGCUGUCAAUCCAGACAUGAUUUAUGUUUGUGAUCCAGUCAUGGGAGAUAAUGGUCGGAUGUAUGUAGAAAAAUCUUUACUGCCUAUAUUUCGUUCAGAAAUCGUUCCUUUAUGUGACAUUUGUACACCAAAUCAAUUUGAAGUCGAGUUAUUGACUGAACAGAAAAUUAAUAAUGAAGACGAUGCAUGGAAAGGAAUGAUGUGGUUCCAUGAGAAAGGCGUAAAGACUGUCGUACUUUCAUCAAGUGAUAUCGGUGGUCCUAAAGAGCUUAUUGCAUUGCUAAGUACAAAGAAAUCAAGUGGAGAGUAUGAAAAAUAUAAAAUCGUGAUUCCACAAAAAAAUAUAUUUUUAACUGGAACUGGCGAUUUAUUCGCUGCAUUGUUCCUGGCACAUUCAACGAGACUACCAAAUGACCUGAAAACAGCAUUCGAACAAACAAUUGCAUCAGUUCAGUCAGUCAUUGAAGUUACAAUUGAUUCUAUGCGAGAAGAAUUCAGAUCUGGUAAAGUAAAGCCAAAUGCUCAACAGCGUGAAUUGAAGAUUAUCCAAAGUAAAAAGUAUAUUGAGUCACCGGUAAUAAAAUUACAUGCAAUUAGAAUUGAUUAAGGAAUUAAAUAUAAUAAAAUGUAUUGUAAGUUGUUAUCUUGGAUUUGUUCACUAUCUUAUCAAAAAAGAAGGCAAAUAAUGAUGACUGAGAGAUAUUCCCAUAUUUAAGCAGCAAAAGUACCGAGUCUAAAGAUUUAAAAGAGAUUUAAAGUUAUUGAUGAGACAAUAAAGCAUUGAGUGUUCACAAAUUAAAGUUGUUCUUAUUUAAACAUUAAUAAGUUAUUGUAAUUGCCCUGGUAAUUGCUUAUUUGACAUGUCCA
Messenger RNA from Chironomus riparius, 1378 nucleotides. The record is from the annotation of a GenBank genome assembly. Lineage: Eukaryota; Metazoa; Arthropoda; Insecta; Diptera; Chironomidae.